Molecule: messenger RNA, 20524 nt
Organism: Xyrichtys novacula (pearly razorfish)
Lineage: Eukaryota; Metazoa; Chordata; Actinopteri; Labriformes; Labridae
Source: the annotation of a GenBank genome assembly
AGAGAGAGAGAGUGAUGAAUGUGUGUUUGUUGGGAUCAUAGUGGUACCUGACAGAGGUGAGGAGUCAUCAUAUAAAGCCCAUUAUGGCCAAAUGAGCCACUGAAACAAAUGAAUCCCAUGAGAUGUCAGAGUAAAGACCCUGCCAUUCAUGUAUCUGUCAGUCCAAUAAUUUACACCAAAAUUACACAAAAAGUUGAGCCUUUCAAACAUCAACAAAUACUGUCUUUGUUUUUUUUAAAGGUUUGUUGAUGUGAAUCAGAGUACAGGUACUAAUCCUAUAGUUGUUUAGCUAAUAUACAGCUGUUGGGUUUAGCAGUGACUGUCAAUGGGGGGAAACAGCAAAUCUAGAGCUGUGUAAAUGUAACUGAAAGGUCACAACUCUCUGACCUCACCACUAUCGUGGGCUUUAAAUACGACAAUAACAACACAUUUUGUCAUUCAUUUCUGAUGUUUUAAGUUUAAGAAGUCUGUGACAGAAACUUUUUUGGAGAAGAUAUUUUCUCAUAGACCAAUUAUUUCUGGUGCUUUUAUUUUGAUAUUUUCACUGGUUUACAUGUAUGUGGCUUUUUAUCCUGUAUUGUUCCUUUAUUGUAUUAUUGUAAAUGUGCUUUUAUUUUGUUGUUUUAGACAAAGGUAGGCUAGCUAAUGUUGCCAUACUUUGCACUGAGAUCCACUAACUGUCAGAAUUUAUCUGUGUAUUAAACAGAAACAGCUCGGGGUGUGGGUGGGGGUGGGGUAUCAAUCUUCUCAUCUUACUUUCAGUGAGAAGUUGAGGACGUAUAUCAACAGGAAUUAAGGGUUAAGACAGAGACUGAAAAUAAUCUGACAUCCAGCAGCGUCCAAGUGUCCUAAAGUGCAGUUCUAAUGUAUUCAAAAUGAAAUACCGGGGCAGUUACAGCUUUACCAGAAGCUCAUCUUUCAUAAUGUCAAUCUCGUUAGUUCCCCACUGUUUUCACUCCACAUCAGUAAACGUUCACUGUGAUCUUCCUAGCAACACAUAAUCACAGGCUUUUACUGCACAGAAAUUAGCUCACACUGCUCCCAGGGGAGUGUGUGUGUGUGUGUGUGUGUGUGUGUGUGUGUGUGUGUGUGUGUGUGACUUGAUGGCAGCCAUUUAGUGACUGACACCAACCCUCUGAUAAAGGUAAUCACGCCUGUUGUUCGCUCUACAUUGCUGUGACUUUAAGUGUACGCUACAUGGUCUCAAAUAUAUAAAUGAGAGCCAAUGAAGGCAUUAUGUUGAGUAUACUGUAGAGGCAUAUACACACACACCUCUACUGUACAUCCAGGCCACACACACGUGCAAUGGAAAUAGGAAUGGAAGAUGAAGCCUCAUAGAAAUCCAUUUGCAAUUUAAAUGGAAAUGUAAUGAGCCCGUGGUGGCAGUGAAUUAGCCAGCUGAUCAAUUGAUCAUGUCAAGGACAAAUAGGUAAACAAACGUAUCCAUUAGCCUCCUGCUCCACCUCCUCCUCCUCCCUCUACACCCUGCAAGGAGAAGUGCUGUGUGUCUGUGUGUGUGUGUAUGUAUGAGUGUAUCUCAGUGUGGGAUGAGUUAAAGGGGGUGACAACAAAUAAGGCCCGAUGUAUGUUUUCAUGUGGAGAAUCCUUAAAGAGCCACUAAAUGCUCACAGCAAACACACAUACACAAGUGUAAACAUGCUGACUCUCUCAAUGGUAACACCCCACUGUGACUGUCCUGCCCUGCUCGUUACACAGACAGUUGGGCUCAGCAGGUUCCUUUCAGAGGCGAUGGAGGGAGAAAAGGAGGAGGAGGAGGAGGAGGAGGAGGAGUAAGCAACACUACACGUGAGAUUCACAGACAGAAGGAAACAAAGCAGAGAAAACAAGUAUAGACCACCAGAAAACAGCAGACCAAAACCUGACCUGCUGCUUACUGUUAUGUGUUCAGGGAAAGUUUGAAAUUAAAAUCAAAACUGUGUUUGUACUGUUUCUGAUCAGUUGUAAAGACUUUUCUUUAAUUUCUUGGUGAUUGAACCAUGAGUAAACUGAAACAUUGAUAUUCCAUAAAUCAUUUCAGUCCGAUCAGUCACAGCGGUUUGCAUCUUUAAAGCCUCAAUCACCACUGCUAACACAUCUUAAUAAGAAACUGAUGAAGAGCUUCUUUUGUUUAAAAUGCCUAUCAGGGUAACUUGAUUACUGCCAACAAUCACAGGGAGAUGCUUUGUUUCAUGGAGGGUGUUGAACUUCCUCAUUGCCUCUUUACACUUGUCACAUAGCUGCAAUUCUCCCUGUAAAGUUUUGCUCUCAUUGCACCAAAUUCCUUUUAACCCAUCAGUCCCAGCUGCUGUAAGAGAGAAAGACAAUCUUCCUCAUGUUAUUUUUUAGUUAUUAAUGCAAGUUUAAAAUUAUAAUGUUAAAAGUGUGAAAUUAUCAAUCAUCACAAACCAUGCCUUAAUCGCUAAUAUAAAACACAUAAAUACAGACAAAAGAAAUUGUCUGUUUGUCUUUUUUAUUUUAAAUUGCUUUAAUCUCUGUUUUCUUAAAUUUCAUCUGUAAAGUACUUUGAAUUGCCUUGUAUAUAAAUGUAGCUACACAAAUAAACUUGACUUGCCUUAUACAAUUGGCUUUCUCAUCACAGGUCAAUAUAUAUAUACAAAAAGAUAUAAAUAUAUAUAUACAUUUUUUGUGUUCUUUUUGUUUUUUGUUUUGUUUUGCUCUGCUGGUUUGUCUCAACUCAUCCCAAUCUUUCUGUCUAUCCCACACUCCAACUUCCAUGUCAAGUCCAGCUGAUGGCAGCUGGCUGUGCACCAUGAGUCUUGUUCUGCUUAAGGUUUCUACCUGUUCAAUCGUGGCUUGUUCUCGCCACUGUUCCGAAAUGUUGCUGAUGUGUUUGAAGAUCACUUUUGUUUUGAAUUAGCACUCUAAGACUCUUAAGACUAAAUCCAAUAGAGCUACAGUGCUAAAACAUUUAGCUCCAAGUCCUCCACAAACAUGCACGGCUUGAGCAGGACUGCAAAUCUGGGGCCGAAGAUCCGCUGAUGAGUGUGUUGCCAUGUUGGAUGAGAUGGGUCAAAUCUUUCCCAUUAUACAUCAAACAGUGAGUUUGGUAUUUUGGAAAGUGUCUUGGGAUAACAAUUUUUGUGAUUUGGGGCUGUACAGAUAAAAAUUGAUUGAUUGAUGAUAUCAUUACCUCCAGGGGGACUAAGCAGUAUUUGCUCAUAUUCCCACAGGUGAUUUUGCACCCCAGGAUUGUGAGGCCCCGCUUUUAUGGUCUGUGUUCACUCUGAAAGUCAAGAUCAAGCAAGCUGUCCUCCCUGAGUUUUCCUCUGAACGCCUGAAUUACUGUCUGAUAGGUGGACUCCCUCAGUCCAACUCCCCACUUAAUCCAGAGCAGGUAAUGCCUGGGCUUGACUGGGAGCUUGACACCAGAAGUGAAAAUCUGCUCAAUUAAAAAAAACAAAAAACUGUAAGGGGCUGUUGCAGUUCAGUGGUGAAGUCAGCUGUUUCUCAAGCUUGAGAGUUGAUCCAGGACCUGCUAGCCAGGUCCUUAGGCAAGAUACUUAAUCCACCCAGCCCCUGGUGCCGUGUCAUUGGUGUGAGACUGGGAUUAGUUUAUACUGAUGGAUGCCUUACAUAGCAGCUUCUGCCAUCAGUGUAGUAUGUGGUAUGAAUUGCGUGUAAUGUAAAAGCACCACAAGGGGUCAGGAGACUAGAAAAUGUGAUACAGACAGCACAUCUACAUUUACUAUUUAAAACCUUCAGUUUCUCAACAGGCCACCUGAGGCUAGCUCCAAAUGAAAGUCAAUCCCUCAGCGGAAUUAAGCUAAUGUGGAAAUGCUAUAAACUGCAGUUCCUCAAGUGUCCACCAGAGGCUGGCUCCAAUGCGUGAGGAAGUCCCAUGAGCGCCUGUGUUAAAAUGCCAGUUUAACAGUGAAAUCAAACAUGUUUAUUGCUUUUGUAAAUUAAAAAGUAAUAUGGAUCUGAAUGGCUGAUUUUCUUAUACACACAAUACAAGGGCUACAAGUUUCACACAAGUGGGUGCAUUAGGGGUGUACCGGUUGAAUGUUUAUGUCUCCUAAGGACAAAGAUUGUAAGUGAUCAGCUUUAAACAUUAAUUUUUGUGUAAGAGAUUUUUUUGCCUCACAUAUAGCCUCUAUUCUGUUUAAAGACAGAGGAGGAGGAGUAAAAGGAGAUGUCAGCCAGAGCGUUCCUGUCAGGAGUUAUUUCAUGCAGGCUGCAUGUUCAGCCAACAGAAAAAAGUGCCUUCAUCUCCACUUCCAACACAGGAGAAGAUAUUACCCUUAGCUUAUGAGGGCAAGGACAGAUGGAAAGGCAUUUGGAGUAUUGUAAUAUCCUAUACCAUGUUUCUUCCUGUGUGAAUGUCUAUUUUGGUAACACUCCAGGAAAAACACCAUCACUUCUGAUAAUAGGAAUUUUGUUGCGCCCUAUGAUAUAGUACAGUAUUCCUGUGUAUUAAAUGCCAUAUUUUCACAUUAAGUGUGAAUGUUAUAAAUAUAGAUUGUAAGAAUACUGGAAACCAAACCUGGAAACAAAAAAUAAAAAACUGCUGAUGAGGAAACAGCAGGUUAUUACAAGAUGAAUAGAGGGGGGAAAGAGCCAGACAAAAAAGAAAGAGCUUUUUAAAGAGGACCAUUUGUAAAACAAGGAGUUUAAAGCCAGAUUAUAGGGCAACAAUGACACAAUCCCUUAUGUUCAUUCCUGUAAUACGCUGUGAAGAGGAGGAUUUAUACUUUAUUGUGGUGGAAUGCAUCCAGGCUGCAUUCCUUGUGUCUGCCUCGCCGUCUGCCUGCCUCUUUAGGAAACAUUUUCCUCCUCCUGAGGCCAGGUGUAAUCCCUGCAUGGAGGAAGAGGAGAGAGAUGCCUUCAGCUAGCUGCUGAUCAGCCUUAUAAUGGUUCAAGUAUUACCAGUAAUACCACCAGAGGGGAAAUUCCUUCAAUCCAGUCUAAAGCUCUCUGAGAACUACGUCGGGUUUGGGUGGCUGGUUGGUGGAUUUCUCCCCUGCUGCUCAGCUCGUCUUCUGGUCUGAGUUGGAUUGCAUUGGAUUGUCUUAAUUGUCUCUAAUGACUAAAUUGUCCCAACUAUGUGCUUCAUUAACUCCCUGUUAGCUCUAUUAGGGAGGAACGGAGCCGAGGAGGAGACGGUAAUUGAGAGCGUUAAUGAAGGCAACAUGAUGAGUGCUGGUCUGAAAGUUAAGGUAAACAAAAACGCAGAUUAAUGUGGUGUCUUAUUCUGAAAGGGCCGCUGAUAUAUUACAUUGAAAAGAUAACAGAAAGUUCAAAAGAAAAGUCAUUUCCAGUGUAAAUCUUACAGGUAAUUGUCAUCUUACACAUGCUUAAGCAUCUAAUUUAAACUCUGAUGUCAUUAUUUACCCAUAAUGCCUCAGGUUUCACCCUGUCAGCACCUAUCCUUUAGAGCUCAGACUAAAACCAUCAGACUGAACCUCUCAGUCUGUUAGAGCAGCUCAAGAUUAGAGUCUGAUGGUCCUCUCUGCAGCAGAUACUGAGGGAUUUUCGGUGGUAAAGACAGAUGUUUUAGAGGAAGUGAAAGGAUUCUGGCUCCACUCGGGAGCUUUGGCUUUGUCAGCGCUGUUCAGAUUUGGCCUUAUAGGAACUACAUUUCUUUAAUUGGAAUUUAGCAAAUCAGAGCUUUACCAAUAUUGAACUUUCAUGUUGUGCUGAAUCUACCAACCCCAGCAGCUUUUCCUUGAACAACAUCACCCUCUGUCCUAAAGAUAUGGAUCUAACCAAAAUGUAUAUUAGCAGAAGCAAAUCACUGGAAUAGUGAUGUUUUUCCUCUAUUCUUAAAGGUUUUAUUUUAGGGUCUUUUGGCCUUUAUUGACAGAGGACAGGACAGAGCGGGAAACAGCAAAGAGAGUGAGCAGGGAGUGACAUGCAGGAAACAGGCCUGAGGGUGGAAUUAUGUGGAGCGCGUUAAGACCACUAAACCCCCUGAUCUUCGUCUUAAUGCUACUUUUCUUUGUUCAAGACAACUUCUGGCAAGAUACUCAGUGAUUAGAUUAUAUCAUGAUUUGUAGCUACAAACAAAUUGUUAAACAUAAAUGAAAAAAACUUGAUAAAGUCUAAAGUAUGACUGUAAGAUAGCUUAGAAAAGGUGACCAGAUAUACAAGUUUGACAUUACGCCUGGCUGACACUUUCACAAAAUGUGCUCUAUCCCAAUAAACAUUUGAAUAAUGUAAAUAUGCACCCAGUUUGACUCUUUUUGUAGAAAUAUUUUCACACUGCAUAAACGUUGAUUCCUGUUCAUAGAAAAUGAGUUCCUUUACGCUGCAAAGCCCUGGUUGUGGAGUUUAUCCACUUAAAACAAUACCUAAACAGAUACUAUGUACUUUUAUUUUGCUAAUCCUGCUCCAGUAUCAGCCAUGAGUACAAAAUGUCAUGUAAAAGGAAAUUUAUCUAUCUAUCUAACCCAGUGAUAAUCUCAUUUAUCAAUGAAGGCUUUAAAGGAGAGUGUGAGUAUUUCAAAAUCUGUAAAAAAAAAAAAAAAAACUCUUAUAAGUCCUUCAAUUGUAAAUGUUACCAGUAGUCCUGAAAAUUUGUUUAUUCAUAUUUGGUCAUAUUUGUUUGCCUGUCAUCUAAUUACUUCAUAUUAAGAGUUUAUUUCAAAGUUGACCCCUCAGUCUACCUGUCCUCACUCAUACAUAUGUUUGUAGAAUUUACCCGCUGAAUAAAUUUUGUAUUUUGUAUUCACUGAUUUGACUGAUUUUUUUUUUUUUUUACAACCCCAGGAGACACAGGAGAGCUUUAAUAGUCUCAGUGUAAUUAAAGGACCCUUCUGCUGCUUUAUCUUUGUUGAAGGAGCAAUAUCUGGACAGUCAACAGCUUAUUUGUACUUUUACAAAACUUACUUUCUGAUCCAAAAGAAAACACUGUUUCUGUUUCGAUAUGUUAGUUAAUAUGGUCAUAAACAAAUACCGAUACACAACUGAACCAUCUUCAAACUUUUGUGACCUCGUUGCUUUUGAAACCCGCUCCAUCCAAAAACAGAUGAAGCUUUUCUUUAUAAACAAUGAUCUUUAAAAUAGUGAAAAGGGUCAUAGUUCAGACAGCGUUUAGUUAACACAUGUGAGAGUUCCUGCUGCAGGUAAAAGCUUGUCAGUUUAACUUUGCUCUCUUCAGAAACUUUGACCCUCCCUGUAUGAUCUGUGCGAGAGUUCAAUCCUACAGUGUGAGAUUUUUUUUCUCUUAUUCUCUCUCUUCUUUUCUUUCUUAUUCUCUCUUCUUCUCUGACACUCUCCAGUUUUUCCUCACUUUUUUCAACACAUAGGUGGAUUAAGGCAGAGGGGCUUUUGUUUAGAUAAAGCGAAGGAUUAGGGAGAGAUUUGCCCCCAUAAAGUUGUGGGCUUAAUGGGCCUUUUAUCCCUGCAUGUCCCUAAAGCUGUGUUGCCUCUGGAUUAGGACUACACAAUGGGGCCCCUUGUGCAGAAGGAUCCGGGCCAGGGAGAGCGAGAAAAAGGAGAGAAAGAGAGGAGAGAAGGCAAGGAAAAGAAAUGAGACAGAGAGAGACUGAGACAAGGGAGAAAAGAGGGCAAGAAGAAAGAGAGGAGGGGAUGGAGGGAGGGAGAAAGAGAGAGGGAAUUAUGCAGCUUCUUAGAGGAAACUGACAGGUUGAAAACUUUGAGAGGAGGGAUUUACGGAGGAGAUCCUGAGAUCUUGUCACCAAUAAAAAGGGAUUUCAUGAGGAUUCAGAGGCGUGGUGCUGACAAUAAACCGCAAAAUUAUUGCCUCCCUUUAAAUUCAUUUAUCUUAUACGGCCUCCUUUUAAAAAUAAAUAAAUAUGAGCAGGUCUUGCUGUGAAAGUGCUGCUAAUAACGUGUCUAAGAGGUGGCUCCUGGCAAAUUGCUUUGUUAUUCUUGUCAAAAAGGGUCUCCUGCAAGAAGUCGAUUUUAAACUACACAUCAAAAUGAUUAAUUGCUGUGGGAUGAACAGAUGCUGAAAUACCCUUGAAUGGAGGCGGGGAGGCUGAGGCCUGCUGGAUUGUGGCUCUAAUGUAUUCAUGAAGUUGCAGAAACAUCAUUAAGAGUAUUAAUUAGCUAUUAGAGAGCAGAAAUCACAGCAUUAAAGAUCUUUUUUUGGUUGUUUUGCUUUUAUCAAAUGCAGGCUGACACACAUCAGGAGAAAGUUCACUCCAUGUAGCCAAUCUGUCUGAGUGUGGGAAAAAUGUAAGAGAAAAGGGGUUAAACCUGACAGAAAAUCAAUUCAGAAACAGCAGACUAUUUAAAGAGCUCACACAUUUUCACUGCUUCAAAAUCCACAUGAUGUAAUGGUACUUUUGCCAAAUUAACAUUUUGAAUGUUUGGUUGUUUGUCAUGUGGAGGUCAUUGUUCCUGCACCUUGUAUUCAUCAUGCCUGGCCGGGUACAGGGGUAAGAGGACCCGUUUUUUUUGGCGUUUAAGCCCCUCAGACGCGCUGGACAGCUCUAGUCUCUCUAAGGAGCUUUAGGUGGAGAGGCGCUGAGAAGAAACUCUUUCUCGCUUUAAUUGCUUUAGAGACGGUCCUCACAAAGAGACAGUGGCCAGAUUUACCUCCCGUUUAAGUUCUUAUUUCCAUUGGUUCACAAGUUAAUCCUCUUUCUUUCUCAGACCUCGCAGAAAGAAAAAAAAACGAGUGAUAGGAGCAGAAACCAGAGUGGCGCACGAGUUUUUCCAGGAGAGAGAGAGAAAGGGAGAGAGAGAGAGGGAGAGAGAGAGAGAGAGAGAGAGAGAGGAAAAGUUUGAGAUGCUGGUAGAGGGGUAAUUAAGAAAGAGUGAUGCAACAGGGAAAUGAUAAUAAAUGAUAAUGAUUAAAUUAAUAUUAUCAAUAAUAAUAAUAAUAAUAAUAGAGAUCAUUUUACAUGACUUUCAAUAAUUCAAUAAUUGAAAAUUGAAUAGACCUACAUCUUCAAAGGUAAAUAUAUAUAGAUAGAUUAAUGGAUUGAUAGAUUGAUAUAGAUAUAGAUAUAGAUAGAUAUACAUUUAUACCAAAAAAUAGGUAGUACUUCGAAUUUGAUCUCUUUUUUGGAGCAUAAAUAGAUGGUUACACCAAAAGUUUCUGGCGUUUACAGUUUUUUUUUUAAUCUCGAGAAGCACGAGUUCACCUGCACUAACCUCCCAACUCUGUCCGCUUUUUUUGCUCUUGCAGAUAGAUAGAAACAAACGGCACACUCACACAACAAAUAAACGGACACACAGCUCUAAAUGACGGAGGUCCACACUCCACUGACUGUGUGAAAACGGUGCAGUUGUGCGCAGCUGAGAUUCACUGUGCGUCAAAACGAGUGGACAAAAAUAUUCACCCCAUUUCACGAGAUCCUUCGUCUCCUGUUGAAAAGUGUGAAACCUGGUCCGAGAUAAAAGUGCGUCACAGGCCAAACACUUUCCAAAAGAGUCUCUGAACAAAAUAUGCAAGCUUUACAUUAAAAGGCUACUUUGCGCUGCCCUUAAUUCCCCACCUAAACGGUUUUUCUCCGGGAGAAGAAAUCUGCUCUAAAAACCCUUCAAGAAGAGAAGGGCAUUAUUGCCCUAAUCCUCUUACCCGCAGUCAUUUUAAGACAGGGGUUUUUGGAGGCUGAGAUGGCGUCUUGUCUUCCCUAUCCCAUCCCAAAUCCUUCCAGGCCGGGAGAAAGUCUAAAGGCAGCACCCUGGCAUCUAUUAGCCAUCUCUACAAAGUCUCUCCCUUUCUCUCGGUUUCCACCACGGCGUAGAGGGAAAGCUGAAAAGCAAACAAACUAAAGGUUGGUUCCCUUUUCCUCACAAAAAAGGAGAAGAAAAAGAAAAAAAACCGAGGGAAGGCAAACGGAUUCAAGCUUUAAGUGCAUUUUGAGAGUAAAAGCAUCAAAGACUAGAAAGAAAAGAAAAAACAUACCCAUGAAACUGGAUUAAUCCGACGACGUUGAAUGUUUUAAUUGGCAUAUUAAUGAAUAAUAAAUAUGAAACAUCAUUAUAAAAGUGUCUUCUAUACGAAAAAAUGAAGGAAAAUGACUUCAAAAACACUAAAAGUUCAAGUUAAAAGUGAUAUAUUUGAUCAUAAAUCUUUGCAAAUGUUCAGUAAUUUUCUUCUCUCUUAGACCCAUCAUAUUUAACUUUGACCGAAAGGCUAUCACAAAAAUGUUCAGGCUAUCAGACAAAUCUGUAGUCUCUAUAUCUUCGCGAAUGUUCAGAUUUUCUUAUAAAUAAAUGGAAAAACUGUGUCGACGGCUAUACGGAGGGAUUAUGUGGACAUAAUGAGCUUAAAUUGAUCAUAUUUGACAAUAACUCCAGGAGUCAGAGCGCCGGGGUCCACCGCUGGACGAUCACUUAGCUCAUUAAUUUGACUGACAGCCUAAGCAGCCAAUAGGAAGCCAGCAUGACCCCCGCGAAGCUCCCUUUAAAAUCCCUCCACUGGGGUCUCGCGCUCCAGCAGAUGGCGGUUUCCCACUAGUGCGCGAGACACGAAGAACUGAGCACGAGAGGAGGGCAGGUGGAGCACGAGCGAGCGAGCGAGCGAGCGGACUUGAAGUAAAGCAACAGAGUGGAUGAGGUUAAAUUUACCUCGACUUCACAGCUCACUGUCGGACAAAAGAGGGAGAAGAAGCGGUUAUCUGAAUAUUUAUACAAACACAGAGACUGAAAGAGAGAGAGAGCAGCAGAAGUUUUACAGCUCGGAUUCUCUGUGGAAGAAUAUCGAGGACACGGCUCACCGAAGAAAGGUAAAACUUUUAACCAUCGUUAUUUAAACCUGUAUAUGACUCGUUUUCAAAACAUUGAACACUGAAAUGCUUUUGAAAACUGGUUCGUGUAUUUCAGCCUGUAGACUGAUAGACAUUUUAGCCUUUAUCUAAGCGACACUUGAUGAGUUAGUAAAGUAAACACAAGACUAGAAUUAUUUAUCCUCACAUUAAAAUUGUCAGUGCACCCUUAAUGACAGCUGAAUAAAACCUUUAAAGGCUACUAAGUUUUAUUGUAACUUGUAAUGUGCAGCAAAAGCCCCAAAUCUGAAAGACUUUUAAAAAUGUGAUAGCUGUGUAUAAAAGUAACAAUUAAGUUUCAAGCUUAGGUUUGUUUUGACGAGAAUUACCCCAAAACUUGAGUUUUUCUGUACUUUAACGCACAUGACUGUCUUCUGAAAAGGAUCUUCUUAAAACAUUCACACAUAUUUAUAACUCCCCCCGUAAAAUACGCUCAUAUAGGCACAAAUAUAGGCCUAAAUUUUCUUGAAGUUGUUUCUCAAAAUAUUCCCAUUUUCUUUUUUUUCGGUGGUUCUGAUAUGCAUUAUUUUCACAAAACACUACAAAAUAUUUAAAAAAUAUAUAAAUAGAUUUUAAUUUCAAUGUCCUUCAUGAUAGCAGAUGAGAGUAAAAACCUCAGAGCUGCCCCUCUCUCUCCCUCUCUCUCUAUCUGACAGUUUACACUGUGACACAGCAAAGAGCAGACUGUCAGCUUGACUCAUGCCCCUGGGGGCUGAUAGCAAAUAACAUUUUUCCUCAUUUAGCCGGAUCAAAGAGUUGCACUGUACAUGCCAAUUUACAUAAUGACGGUUUGAUAAUCGAAGCAUUGAGCAGGGCAGCCAGGAGGGCCCAGAGCCUGGAGCACAGAGAGGCUUAUGAAUGACAAUAACUGCGCUGACAGGCUCACUGUGAUGAGCUAUUGUGCUGCAUUUGAUAUGGGACGGAGGAUACAGGCUAGAACCAGGGAUGUGCACAAAAGGUGGGUAAAGCUGGUAAUCACGGGGAGGCAGACUUGAGGACAAAAAUGUACCUGCACUGAAAAAAACAAAACAAAACAAAAAAAAUAUAUAUAUACAAAUUCGAUUUUUCUUUUACUGAAGAAAAGGCUAAAACCAUUAUUUAUAAGCAUUUAAACUGCUUAAACUUUCAGAAGUGCACAUAAGCAGGUGAAACUCUAUUUAGGCAUUUUUCAUGUUUUUUCUCUCCUUAUAGGCCCACAGAUUUGUGUGAUUUGAGGCUUUGCCAAAAUGCAAAAUAAUAUAUAAAAAAAUAUAAUAAUUAUUUUAAAAAAUAACAUAAAAUAAAAAUACAGAGGUGACGUUAAGUUGUCUUCCGAGAAAAAAAAAUAAACAAGGCAGCUGAGUAAAUCGUAUAGGUCUGUUAUUAGCUCUCACACUUGGCCACGCGCUCACAUGCACUCGCGGGAACUCCGACCCACAGCUAACCAGCCGGUUUCACUGUACGUCCGCCCGUGUCAGCGGUGAUGAUAAAUGGAGGGCCUCGCAGUCGAAACCUAUUUGCACUUCCAUUAGACGGGGAGCCAAAUGGGGAUCAACAUGCAUAUUUUUACCCGCGGAGAAGCCAUACAUCUCAGCCAAAACGUUGCCCCGGGGCGAUGGGAUAAGAGGCCGCCAGAGAGGGCGAGGGGAGGGGUGUUGAAGCAGGGUGGAGGAGGAGGAAGGGGGGGGGACCAUUCAACUCAAAUACUUGGGGGAGUAAAGUAAAUGUUUAGCGAAGCACCUUCUGUCCCAGCGAAUUAAACUAUUCCCCACCGCUCUCUGAUCACAUUCAUCAGCCGCCGUGGACUCUUAAUAGCCUGGGAGUGGGCACUGCGGGCAUCACACACAUACACACACGCACGCACGACCACGCGCACAAACACGUACACACGUAGGCUGAGUCAAGUGCAGAGACACGAGAAACUGUUGUAUGGAACAGUCUUAUUAAUGUACAAAAUAGAUCUACUACUGCCAUUUAUUAUUAUUAUUAUUAUUAUUAUUAUUAUUAUUAUUAUUAUUAUUAUUAUUAUUAUUAUUAUCUUUUGAAUUUUAAAAUUUAAAUUAAUUUUAUUUUUUUUUUUAUUUUUUAAAGCCCCAACUCAUUUUAACCUAGGCCUCAGAACGAAUAUUUAAUGCAGUUUUUUUUUCUGUCAGGAAAAAAAAAGACUUUAAAGUUACGCUCCUGGGAAUGACAGUGCUCAUUGACAAUUGUUAAUGGUAAAGGUUUUAAAUGAACAAGCAUAACUUUCAGAUUUCAUUCAACUAAAAAUAAUUCAAACUGUUAAAAAAAAAUCCUAUUUUUGACAAAAACAGAUGCUAUUUUUUUGUAAUUGUUAAAAUCUAGAGCAUGUACAAUAAUGUGCCUCAUAAUUACAAUCUUGUAAAACAACAAUAGUUUAAGUGUAAUACAAACCUGAAGAUGUUUCUGAGCGCUGGUACACAGGUCCAUGUAGAUCCCUGGAUAGUGUAGCUGUCAUAAGCAGAAAGAUUUAUACCUCCUCCCCGUGGUCUCUCUGUAACAGUUAUAAUAACUGUUUGGGCCUCCGAGAUAUUCCCCCUUGUCUGCCUCCUCCAUCUUAAUACAUAUCUAAUCGUGUCCUCCAGCACUUUAUCUAUGAAAAUCGACGAUUUGAAGCAGAAAUACGACAAAGACUUGGUAAAUAGCUGCCCAUCCUAAAAAAAUAGGGGGAUUUUUUUACUGGAAAAUAUGAGCAUCCUAAAAGAUCAUAAAUAAAUGUAAAGAUGAGUGUAAAAUGUUACAAAAUUGAACGGCGUUUAUUAAUUCAUUGAUUCUACAUUUCUAUAAUCACAGCCUAUUAAAAAUAAUCCCGUCCAGACCUGAACAAAUCUCCUUCUUUCAUUUUCCAACACAUUUGAUCACCGGCCUGAUCUGCCAGAGCAGCUUUUUCAGGAGGGAUUUGACUUCUCCGGGAUCACACAGACGUCGAGAAUAAAUUCAUGAAUAAAGCAUCCGUCACGGUUCAUUACGGGAGAGAGUCAUAAUUACCCCAAUUAAAAGUCUUUUGUAUAAUUAAUGGAUUGAACAGGGCGAUAAUUGGAUGUUAAUGGAUAACACUUUUGUCUGAGUGCGCACGUUUAAAUCUUUUGGCCCCCGAGCGCGAGGACCUGAUGCCAUUGAAGCUCGAGCGUCUUUUAGCCUAUCAGUGAACACAGACUCAUACAAUAAUAUUCCUGUUGUGAAAAAGUAGGGUUCGCCACCGCAGCACAGGCCCUUGCAGAGACAUAAUGUUGUAUAAUCUCUUCCUCUUUCAGAUCAUCAUCAUCCUCUCUUCGUCCGCAGGUUCUGACCUCCCACCAUGCAGCACUACGGGGUGAACGGCUACUCUCUCCACGCCAUGAACUCCCUCAGCGCCAUGUACAACCUGCACCAGCAGGCCGCGCAACAGGCACAGCACGCGCCCGACUACCGGCCGUCUGUGCACGCGCUCACCCUGGCUGAGAGACUCGCUGGUAAUUGAAUGCACGCUCACAGACGCUGAAUUAAGACAAAAAAAUCUUGUAAAGUGAGUUGUUACGCUUGAGUCACGCGCAGUAAAAUAAACCCUCCGUGUGUGUUUCCUUUUCCAAACGGCUGCGCAUUUCAAGACAUCAUCCUCGAGGCUCGUUACGGCUCUCAGCACCGCAAACAGCGCCGCAGCCGCACCGCAUUCACCGCACAGCAGCUGGAAGCGCUCGAGAAGACGUUCCAGAAGACUCACUACCCGGAUGUGGUGAUGAGGGAGCGGCUGGCCAUGUGCACCAACCUGCCCGAGGCCCGCGUGCAGGUACGUGACGGCACUACAGUCAAAAAGCCACACAGUGAUGAAUAGAGAAAUGAAAAAUGUAUUGGAAAAAGUGAGCUGCUAGGAACUUUUAAUCGGUUAGUUAUUGUUUUAUUGCAUCCUUGCUUAAUUCUGGGUUUUAAGAGCUAUUUGUCAAAGAAAUGUGUAAACUUCUUGUCUGAAAGAUGCUCUAUAAGUAAAGUUGUUAUCAUUAUAUUGUCUAAUCAAAUUUUAAAAAAUUAAAUGGAGGACUGACAGUAUCAGGAAGUCAUGCUCUCUGUUUUUGGAAUGAAUUACUUUUUGUUGUUAAAAGUAAAAUAGGAGAGAAAAUGCUCAGGAAAUUUUAAUUUAAACCUGUACAAUUAAUAAAUGUUAUCUAUCCAAUUAUUACAUAUGUAAAAUAUAAUAAAAAUAAUUGAGAACUCUAAUUGUUUUCUUUUAAAGCUUAACUUGAUAAUGUCAUAAUCUUUUGGGCAGGUAUUUUAUUUGUAUACAAUACUGACUCUUUGGGCUUUUGAUACUUCACAUCACUUGGAGACAUCACUCGGUCAUGAUUUAGUACUUCCUUUUGUGCUCCUGUUCUGUCUUUAACUCUUCGUCACUCCUCACUCUUCAGGUUUGGUUCAAAAACCGCAGGGCCAAGUUCCGCAAGAAGCAGCGCAGCCUCCAGAAGGAGCAGCUCCAGAAGCAGAAAGAGGCAGCGGGUGAAGGAGGAGGAAGCGAGAAAGAGGACGCACCCGCCGCCACGACUAUCAUCCCUGACACCCAGCUCCCUCCUUCAUCCUCGUCCUCUUCCUCCUCCUCACUGGAGAUAGAGGGACCUGUAGUCCAUCCUGUACCUCUGGAUAUGGAGCUGAAUGUCACGUCAGCUGAGCACUCCGGCAGUGAGUCGGCAACAGAGGACAAUGCCACAGACAAGGAGGAUGAGAGUAAAUGUCAGAGGGAGGACAUGAAGUGUGAGAGGGCUGUGACACCAGGAGACGUCUCCCCGAUCUGCAAAAGACUGAGCCCUAAACCAGGUAGGAACCAGACACAACUGUAAUCCACAGAGUGAAAAUAACUGUUGUUCUGAUGCAGCAUCCAACGCCAUCAUCAAUUAUCCCAAAAAAUCCAACAUGUCCACACCAAAAAGACCCUAAAGGGCUUUAAGAAUAAUGCACUGAGUUAUUUACCACUGCAGCUUCCAACAAUCAGUGUUUCCCUUUAGUGUGUUGUAAAGUUUUCCCUUUACUUUUGGUUUAUUGUUCAUCUAUGGGUAUCAGAGGGGUGUUUGAUGCUGGCCAAUACUUUACUGCGUAGUUGACAGAAUUGGCGUUGAAUUACUAUGGAGGGUGUAUGACUAAAGGGGACAAUAGAUAGAAAUAUGUAAGUAAUGAUUAAAAAUAUUUUUGAGAAGUUAAACAAAACAAAGUAGAAGCACAAUAAUGAUUUUUUUUACUAUCGUAUUUAUUAUUAGUCAUAUCUGAACGCUACACACCCCUGUGUGAUUUUAUAAUACCUACACAAUUUUCAAUACAACUUCAUUAACCAGUGUAUCUCUGUUCAGGGUGUAAACAGUGUUUAUAGUUUUACGACUAAUGUCCUUUAUUUUAGAUCUUGUUUUUUCAAUUGCCAUUUUUUAAAACCUAUCUCCAAUUGUGCUAUUUGUUCUUAAGUCUGAAUAACUUACGUUUCUCUUUUUGUGAGCUGACUAUGAGUGAACGUCCUCUAAAGGGGAUCAAGAAGAAAUGUAAUAUCUAACAAUAUGUUACUGUAGAAUCCAUGAUAGAAACAGUCUAAGGUUAAAACAUUUCCCAAAUUAAAAUGAAAGGUCUGAAUGUAAAGAUAGGUCUCAAAAGUCCAGGGAGCAUACUUGUCCUAUGUCUAUCCUCCAUAGUGUAGAUAUGCUUCAUGGUAUCUCUUAGAUAUAUGAUAUCCUGACAUACAUUUUCCUCUUUCUGUCCAGACUCCCCAUUGGUCUCCCCCUCAGUGACCCCUUCCUCCUCCUCCAGCGGUGGCCUGACCAGCAGCGCUCCUCUCUCCCAGAGUCACUCGUACUCCUCCUCCCCCCUCAGCCUGUUUCGUCUGCAGGAGCAGUUUCGUCAGCACAUGGCUGCCACCAACAACCUGGUGCACUACCCCGCCUUUGACCUCGCCACCCCAUCUUCACUCCCCUACCUGGGCAUGAACGUCAACAUGCCUCCUGCACCGCUGGGCUCGCUGCCCUGCCAGUCCUACUACCAGUCCCUUUCCCAUCAUGCUCAGCAAGUGUGGAACAGCCCACUGCUGCAGGCGUCAGCUGCUGGUGGCCUCAGCAGUCACAACAACAAAACCACCAGCAUAGAGAACCUGCGUCUGAGAGCCAAACAGCACGCUGCCUCGCUGGGACUGGACACCAUGUCUAACUGAACAUCAGAUGAAGGACAAGUUCAGGAAGUUUGGAGACUCUGUCAACACAUCAAGUCAUCCUGCUGCGUGUCUGUGACUGUGAUAGCUCUUUAGGAACCAUACUCUGAGCUCUACCUGAGCAGGGGGAAACAGGACAUCUGGUUAUGUCCAGAAAUAACACAUGCCAAUAUGCACUGGACCUGCAGAGUUCCUGCUUUUAAACAGACACCACAUUUGUUUUACUUCUCUCAGCUUGCAUAGCAGCUCAAGACUUAAGCUGUAACAGGGGAAAAUGAGAAAACCCCAUGGGGGUAUCAAACAUUUCUAAUAAAUGCAAUAUCUGAAGUGAGUAUCCUUCUCAAAGAACGGUGAACAAGUUCCUGGAUCUUCUCAACAUCCAACACAACUUUUGAAAAUGAUGUUCACUCAGCUCGUAAUUGACGCACUAACCUCAAAAGACGAUGCAGAUAAUGUUUACAAAAAUAAUGUGAAUGAAUUAGGCACUUUUGAAGGAGCAAGGCUCAUCUGCCAGGAGAAAAAAAAAAGAGCAGCAAAGAGACCAUCUCUGUCACAGGAGCAACAUUUCAAUUAAGCAGCAGAUAUGUACAUAGCAUGUACUACACAACAGCAUAUAAAUAAAAAUAAACUUCAAGCCCUGACAUUGUCAACCGCAUAAUUAAAAGUGACUAAUUUGCCAUUUUAAUGGCGGUUAUUAUGCCGCUUUAUACAAAGGCUGGCUUAAUAAUGAGAAAAUGAUUUCAGUGAGUAAAUUCCCAAAGCUUUUAAUUACAUUUUGCCCCAGGCUGAGGGAGCCGGGGCAAACGCAACUAUGAACAUGAAUACCAUUUAAGAGCACAUUUAUGAAUUCAAGAGGUCUUUAUACUGAAAUGCUCAAUUAGGAGGAACAUGAUUGGAAUCACUUUCCAAAAAGUUAAACAAUUUGCUUUGAAUUUAAGCACAGAUUCCUUCUGGAUACGUCUCAAUGUCCCAUAUUUUCCAGCUGUAAUAUUCUAAUGAGGAAAUAUGCAGCUUAUCUUUGAAAAGUCUGGCUGACUGAUAGCACUUGAGGAGAACCCCGGCUCUCUGAUUCUGUUUUCUGUUUAUGUAAUCUAGGAGCUGGUGUCUUCAUAUGAAAAAAAUAAUGCACAUUAUUUUAGUUAUGUGAAAUACAAAAAAGUCUAUCUAUUAAUGUUUACUUGUAAGAUUAUUGUAAAUGACCUAUUAUGUUGUAAAGUUGAUCAAAUUCCUUUAGCUGUAAGAUUGUAAGAUUGUAUUUGCUGAGCUCACCGGCAGCCUGUCUACCCUCCUCUGUUCCUGUGUCAUGGUCCUGGGCUCGAUUAAGAGUUUAAAUGUCUUCACUUUCUUUGUGAAAAUUACAUUGAAAACAGAGCGGGAUCGCUGGAACUGCCACCUUCUGUAUUUCUGCGGUCUACAUGUAUAAACAAAUGAAAGUGAUUUCAGGUAAUAAUAAUGGAGCCCGGUCCGCUGUGUCCUGCUGUCUUGACUCUUUUGAGUUCUGUUGUUGGUGUUGUUAUCUUUAUGCUGUUACCCCUCACUGUCUCUGUCAGACUACUCCGUCCAGUGGAAGAUAGAUGUAUGAUGGAGAAGGAGAGAGUGAGUGGACCAUGAGCAGUGUUGUUCCCUCCCUAUCAAUGUAGACUUGAACUAGUGUUGUUGUAAAAUAAUCAUAAAUAAAAACAGUGCUUGGAGAUUUUAUUAUCAUUAUGGUGAUUUCCUUUUGACUUAUGUGGCUUAGUUUAAAAUAAUGCUGUAAUUUUAACAAAGAUGAUGGUAUCAUUUGGCAACAAAAAGCCAUAGAAACAUAAAUAAAAAAUACAACACACAGAUAAAAGCAGCAAUCUAUGUUUAUGUUUUUGUUGUGUUGUCAACGUAGCAACAGCACAUGUGGCAAAAAGCUAUAAGAGAGGAGCAAAAGAAGGACUCUGAGCUACGAAGCUAAAUAAAAUCCUGCUCUGGAAAUGAAAAAAAUAAUUGCAAAAAAAAUAGAUAAAAAAUAAAUUAAUGAAAAUAACUACAACUAUGUUACUGGGCAGAAACCUCAUCACCAGUUUUUUUUUUUUAUAAUUAAAAAUGCCUUUUUUGCAUUAAUCACCACUAUUGAUCUCCCUUUACACCUGUAAUUAGGCUUUUCAACAUUAAACAGAAGAAGUGUUUUUCAAAUUCUUUGUGGUUGAACUUUAAUUAUUAAUUAUGUAAAAAACAACAAUAAUCAAGGCAAUAUUGGUUGAGAAAAAAAGUGGAUAAGGUAAAGGAAAGAGUAACGUGAGGAAAAGCAUCAGAACAGAGUGAGGAAUGGGGACAAAGGUCAGAUAAAGGGAACAAUAAAUAACAGAUAAAUUUUAUGUAUAAAAAUGUGCAUGAGGACAAAGAGUGUGGUCACAAAAGAGACAGAAAAAGAACAUAACCGGAAAAAAGUCUGAAACAUACAAAAAAUGGCCAGAGACACAAGCCAUCCCCAAUGAAUAAGCAGGCCAUUAUCCUGAAGAAUGACGGCCCGGGGCGGUGAUUAUGCUGCUAUUAUAUCUUUAACAGGAUGGUUUGUCAAAACGCACAGACCCCCACACCCCUGGCCCUGCCCUAGCAGACACACACACACACACACACACACACACACACACACACACACACACACACACACACACACACACACACACACACACACACACACCAAACAUAGGCAGAGUAUCUGAGCAUCUCUGCCACCCCCCUUUCAGUAACUUUACAUUUAUGUAUAUAUGCAUCAUCACAUUGACCCACUAUUAAUUUAUCUGACUUUAACAAACAUUAUAAUAUAUGUUAAAUUGUGUGAGUGUGUGUCUGUGUGUGUAUUAGUGAGUAAAUACCAAACAAACUCUUGUUGAUGAAUUAAGUGUUAUUUUUAGACUAUUAUGGAUGACCACCAUCCAAAAAUCAGGUGAUGAUCUCACCAGAUUAGCAGCCUUAAUGUGGGUGUAACACCUCACCCUCACCUUGUUGUGUUUUAUUACACUAUGCACAGCUGUGUGUGUGCAAAGCCAAGGGCACCCUGAUUGUGUGACUGAUAAGAUUGUGGUGUGGAUAUGCAGCAGCAGUGAAUGUCCUUGUUAUCCAGGGAGGGAAUCUAUCCAGCUACAUGGCACAGUUUCCUCCCAUGGGGCUACGCUGCUCUUAUAACACACUACUCUUGUUCCAAAUGUUCUCUCUUUUCUUAACACCCAUCCCCCAAACACACACACACACACACAUACAAACACAUGCUGGGCCUGGGGGUUGAACAGGGAUUGCUAGAUUGUAGUGCUGCAGGGUCAAGUGUGUUGAGACCUUGAUGCUGGAUCAGGUGCUUCCAUCUCUAACACCCAGGGCUGUAUAUUCACCACUAAACAGCUGUAAUCUCCUAUCUAUGAGCACACACAGAUAUCCAUCUACUUUCCUGUAAGCGAGCCAUGACAUGUGAGUAUCUGAGAGUGUGUAAACCAUUAGAUGAGAUUCAGGACAGCUUCUGCCUUCCUUUCAAUCUUAUUUUCUUAAAAAAGUUUCUUAUUGGUAAAAACUUCAAGGUGUAGCUGACUAAGGCUCAUCAUUAUUAUUUUUUAAAUGAGUGUUUUUCCGACACUACCAACCAACCAGUUUGCUGUAUCUCUUGCUUUAACUCUCACUCUCUUUCCCACACACGCGCUCACUCACAGCCCCC